AUGCUGCUCCUCCAUCAGGUCGGCAGCGUCAAGCUCGGCGAGGUUGUCCGCUACACUGUCACAUACACCCCUUCUCAGGAUCGCAUUCUUCCCUCGCCGGAGAAGCUCCACGUCCGCAUUCGCAACACGUCUGCCAUCGCGCUUCGUGCCGCUUUCGUCCACGGGCCCUACAACCUUUGCGUCGCCGCCUACCCUGCUGCCUUUAACCCCAACGUCAAGUUCCAGAACCCCCGCCGCUAUGGCGUGCCCGAGUUUGAACCCAUGGUCAAGGCCGGCGGCUCCUGGCAGUGCGAGUUGGUCGUCCCCGAACAUAUCCGCCAGAGCGCUGGCACCGGCUCGCACGGCCACUUUGGUGCCGGCCCCGAUCACGAGGCCGAGAGCGCGUCUUGGAUCAUCGAGGUCUCCUCCCAGGUCAUCUUUUCCACCUCCGCCUCCGUAGGCUACGAGGUUGUCCUCGCCCGCGACGAGAAGUCCCUGAACCUGAACUCCCUGCCUGUCAUCGGCGGCCAGGCCAAGGCACCCCAGCCCGGUAAAGUCAGCGACCUCGUGCAUCACGAUCACACCAAGGACGGCCACCGCAGCGGGCCCCCCAAGGGCGUCUUCUCCAGGGCUAUCACGCUCAAGGUCGAAGACACGGCUACACUCUGGAACACCCCGAGGCUACCGGGCUGGGAUAAUGGCUCCAAAAUCCUCGAGCGCGGCAAGAUGCGGCCCCCAAAGGAAGAGGCUGCCGCAGCGGCCGCCGCCACCAGUAGCAGCAGCAGCACCACCACCAAUCACAAGAACACUGCGUCGCGAGUCGCUACCCCCGGACCCCCGCACAGCCCAUCCUCGAGCGCGAAGCUUCAUGGGAAGCCUAAGAAGGUGCACCUUGUGGUGCUCACCCACGGACUGCAUAGCAACCUCGGCGCCGACCUGCUGUAUCUGAAAGAGAGCAUUGACGCCACGGUACGACAGGCCAAAGUCGACGCCAAGGCGAGGCGUGCGAAGGACAGAGAAGCUCGCAGGGCCAAGGCGGCCGCAGCCAAGAGCGGUUCCGCCGAACACGAGGGCCAGAGUUCUGAUGUGCCGGAGACAUCCGCCGGUUCAGAAGACGACGACGAGGCUUCGGAAGACGAGGAAGACGAAGAGGUCAUCGUCCGCGGAUUCUCGGGCAAUGCUACUCGUACUGAGAGGGGCAUCAAGUUCUUGGGAAAGAGACUGGCUAGGUACAUUCUCUCGACCUGCUAUCCUGAUCAGCCCUUCUUGCCAUCUUUCAAGGGGGCCGCCGAAGUAGCUGCCAACAGCAUCAAGCCAGAUCAUGAGGGAAAGACGGCACAUAAGCACAGCUCAAUCCACAAGGAAGAGAUCCCACUUGCAGCACGGCCUUUUAAGAUCACCAGCAUCAGCUUCAUCGGGCACUCCCUCGGCGGCCUCAUCCAGACAUAUGCCGUAGCAUACGUUCAGAAGCACUCGCCCCGAUUUUUCGACCUCAUCAAGCCCAUCAACUUUGUCACGCUCGCCACGCCCUUCCUGGGUCUCAGCAACGAAAACCCUCUCUACGUCAAGUUCGCCCUCGACUUUGGCCUCGUCGGCAGAACGGGACAAGACCUGGGCCUCACUUGGCGGGCGCCGACCAUCGCAAGGAGCGGAUGGGGUGCCAUUGUCAGCAAUCUCGGCGAGAGCGCGCACAAGAAGGUCAUAGGAGAGAGCCGUCCCGAGUCGAAGCCAUUGCUGCGCAUCCUGCCUACAGGCCCCGCCCACACGGCGCUGAAGAAGUUCCGCAACCGGACUGUUUAUUCCAAUGUGGUCAACGAUGGCAUCGUACCUCUGAGAACAAGCUGCCUGUUGUUCCUCGACUGGCAAGGUCUAGGCCGUGUUGAGAAGGCGCGGCGCGACGCAGGUCUGGUUGAGACGUUGGUAGGCGCCGGCUGGGCUGAGCUUACGGGUGCCAACGUGGGCAGCGCGCGCCGCGAGGCGCGGCAGCUGCCUCCUGAAGACAAUGAUGAGGGAUCCGGGACGGCCACCCCCACAGCACCACAGAAUGCGGCUGAGGUUCCCCAGCCUGGUCAGAAUGCCAUCGUCGAAGAUGACAAUGCUAGCUUGCGAUCAGUACCGACGCCUUACCAGGACGAUGCCGAGACCACGGCACCCAAAUCUUCCGAGCCGUCUAAUAAUGGCAGUGGUCCCUUUGCUGGCUUCUUCAACUUCUUCAAGAGUCAUGACCCACCGGCACCGACAUCGCCAACGCUCUCUCCAAAACAGAACAAGAUUUACAGGCGGAGCCAGACAAUCAAGUUUGAUGAUUCCUCCACAACGUCUCAGUCUUCUGGGGCGUCCAAGGUGACGUCCGGGCAGGAGUUUGAGAACGACACAGAUGGGAUGAACGCCCCGCCCCGGACCACUUUCUUCGAGUCGGCUCACGACCUUAUCAACCCCACGCUGCCAUCCACGGAAUUUGUGGUCGACCCCUCCAAACGACCUCGCGCCAUCUUUCACGACCGUGUUUACCACCCUUCCGAUAUCCCGCCACCCCCUCUGAAGAAGAAAAGUUCGUCGGGUUCUCUCGUCAUCCGUAGGCGCAACACGGGCCACUCGACCGCAAGCACCGACACCAAAGAUCACGCCCCUUCGGUCGCCUCUUCGCUAGGAUCGUCCCCGCGCACUCCCAGCCAGGGCGUCGGCCGCGAAGAUUCGCUUCAGUCUACCAAGGACUAUGAUGACACGACCAACACGAACCCCAAUAAGGAUGAAGACCAAGAGAUCGACGGAUCACAGAUGCGUGUUGAAGAGAAGAUCGCCCGGGCCUACCACCGCGGCAUGGCCUGGCGCAAGGUCCUCGUCAAGCUCGAGCCCGAUGCUCAUAACAACAUUAUUGUGCGGCGCAUGUUCGCCAAUGCAUUUGGGUGGCCCGUUGUCAAGCACCUAGUCGACGCGCACUUUAGCGACUCGGCCACGGUGCGCAUGCGUGUUGAUGAGGAGGGCGGCGAGGAGCGUGCCUUUGACAUGGGACAACCCCCAGACCAAUACGGCGGCGAGGUCAAGCGGAGUAAUGGAAACGACGGCGCUGGCGGCACAAGCACUCACGAAAAGCCACCGCAUGAAGAGACGAGCGCUCAGCGAACAGCGCGGAAAGAGCAAGAAGGGCGAGAGGGGGAGAAUCUGGCACGCGAGGCCGAGGACAAGGUCACUGCAUUGCCUCGCAAGCCGGAGGCUUCAUCGCCUGUCGCAGCCACUGCGGAGGAAGCGUAUGCUCCGAAGCAGCGAGUGUCCCGAGCCGACUCGAUGACGUGGAGCGACGGCGACUGGGCCGACACAGAUGGUGAGAGCGAUGUGGGAACCGAGGCCGGCGGCCGCAGCCCGCGGCCCAUGACGCCCGACGGAAAGGGGAAGGAUGUGCACGGCAGCUGGAACUGGACGGAGAAGAUUGUUGGCAAGGGACCUGCUACCCGCUCGGCCUCAGGGCAGCAGCAGCACCUUCAGCCAUCUGCGCAGCCGCCACCGCUGCAUAUUCCAGCAAGGGGGAAGCCGGUGGAGGAGGUGACGCCGCAGGAGGUGAAGCCAGAGGAGGUGAAGUCAGAAGAGGGAAGGUCGCAAGAGUGA
Molecule: messenger RNA, 3582 nt
Organism: Verticillium dahliae VdLs.17
Lineage: Eukaryota; Fungi; Ascomycota; Sordariomycetes; Glomerellales; Plectosphaerellaceae
Product: revertant of glycogen synthase kinase mutation
Exons: 1
Coding region: 1-3582 (1193 amino acids)
Molecular function (GO): monoacylglycerol lipase activity
Source: RefSeq, a predicted model, not a curated record